Messenger RNA from Exaiptasia diaphana, 1506 nucleotides. RefSeq names its product NAD-dependent protein deacetylase sirtuin-7. NCBI's taxonomy places the organism in Eukaryota, Metazoa, Cnidaria, Anthozoa, Actiniaria, Aiptasiidae. The record is from RefSeq and is a predicted model, not a curated record.
UUACACUGAUGAUUCUACUGCAUCUUUGCACAAUGAUAAAAGGAACGAACACCAAAAGUAAUGAAUACAAACACCUUGAAUUUUACUGUUUAUAGAUCACUUUCAGGCUUAAUUCUGAAUACAAAAGGAGCAGUUAGUAGUGUUUCACUCAAAAUAAUUUACAAUACUAAUUAAUGAUAACGUAAUUUCAUUAUAAACCAUGGCACAAGCACAAGGACUUAUAUAAUUUAGAAAUACGGAAAAGUUUGAGACAUGUUAACUUUAAACUCGGCUAGUGAAAUUCUGAAUAGCUCUUAAAACUUAAAAAAAGAAAGAAAGAAAAAAAGACGACUGAAUGCCCGCGGUUAUGGUCGUGUCGUCACAUGUAAGUUUUCAGUGUAUUUAUAAAAUUCAGUAAUCACAUGUACUGUUAUCGUAUCUAAUACUUCUAUUACAAUGACUGAGUAGAUUUUACAUUAGUUGUGCACUAGUUGUCAGUGACGUGUAAAACGCGAUGAUCGACCCUAAAGCAGUUCCCCGCCCUAUAAUGCCGCUCUAGACCCAAGGCCCAAAACCACACCCAGUCAGUCUUCAUCUGUUGACUGUUGGCAUGUUUAUAUCGAAACGCUAGUAACAUUUAGAACCGGCAAAAUGCUGAACUUUAAGGAUCAACUGUCAAAACGUUCAAUGAUUGAGACAUCUCGAAUUGAAAUGGCAUCAACAUCAUCUGACGUCACACAGUCAUCUCGGCCAUUAUAAAAUGCAAACAUUUGUGUUAAUGUCCCUAAGCGGCUAAAAUCCUUGAUCAGCCUAAAAGAGUGAUCUAGAAUUCCAGGUUUAUUGAAAUGUUAGAUAAGAGUAAGUGCUUAAAAUAUUGAUUCUGUGCCAAAAUCAGUAUGGCAGACUGCGAUCCUAUUUCAUGAUGUAUAAGAAAAUCAGGAUUAUUCUAAAAUGGAGAUACCAUGCUUGCAUAGUGAAUAUCAUAGAUUGAAAAAGGAAUUAUUUUGCUGUUUGGAUUAUUUUCACGGAAAGAUCCUGAAGGCUUGAUCGAUCACUGUCUGCUGGUAURUAAAAUGCUUGAUCGAGCGCCAACCGGAAGUCGUGAUGUCGACUCCACGUAUUUGUACCCACUAACCUUUGCGACCCUGAAGUGUUUAUGAAAACAUCCAAGAUGGCUGUAGAAAGUUUACGCGAGAGAAAGAAGAUUGCUUGGAGAGAACAGUUUUUAGCCAACUUAGAAGACAAGGACAACUGCAAACUAAUAAAGCAAAUCCUAAAGAAAGAUCCCUCGGACAGGUCGGAGAAAGACAGAAGCAUUCUAAAGGAACUAGAGAGUCUCGUUAUGCAAGUUGAAGAUCGCGCCCGGAAGCAAGCCAAAGCAAAGAGAAAAGUUGAAGAGAUAUUAGACCCUGUAGGRGUCUUAGAAGACAAGGUAAACGUUUUAGUGGAAGCCGUCCGCCAAGCGAAAUCCUUGGUCGUUUACACCGGCGCGGGAAUUAGUACCGCUGCUCGAAUUCCAGACUAUAG